UUACAAUUCUAAUUUAAAAUCUCAAAUAAACAUUCAUCAAAAUCAUCACAAAAAUAGCUUUUUUAUACAACAUCUGCAACCAACUAAUAAUAUGCUAUCGCAACAAAAUCAUCAUAAUAAGUUUCAUGAAAAAAACGUUAACAAAAGUCAACUACAAAAAGACGACUUAACGAGUUUGAAUAGAAGAUUAUAUAGUCCUGCUGCUUCUGCUGCUGCUUUUGCCAAUAACACUAAAACAAAAUGCCCAGCAACACCAAUUGCUAAUAUUUAUUAUAAUAGCGACUUAAUUGAAGGAAACAAAUCCCGAGGAAGUGUUAGUGGUAAUGGUAGCAGCAAUGCGACAGUAUUAUCUGCACAAUUUCAAAAAGUAGCCAAUAGCAAUAAUAAUAAUCAAAUUUCAAAUCAAACAUUGCUGUCGCCAUCUAGCGGUCCAUCUCAAGAGACUCUUGUUCAGAGUGUGGGUUCAUCUCGUACCAACUCUUUACCCAGGCCGACAUCACCUUCACCAUCAACUGCCAGCGAUAGAAAUGAUGGAGAUAUGCAUGAAAAGCACGAAAGAGAAGAGGAGGAAAGAAAACAUCGUAUACAAUUGUACGUAUUUGUUUCGCGCUGCAUAUCUUAUCCUUUUAAUGCAAAGCAACCAACAGAUAUGACAAAACGACAACCGAAAAUUGGGAAGCAGCAACUUGAAGCAAUUACUCAACGAUUUCAAGCUUUUAUGAAAGGCGAAACUCAAAUAAUGGCGGAUGAAGCAUUUCAAAACGCUGUUCAAAGUUAUCACGAUGUUUUUUUGAAAUCUGAAAGAGUAGAAAAAAUGGUUCAAUCAGGCGCAUGUUCCCAACAUGAUUUCCGGGAAGUGUUUCGAAAUAAUAUUGAAAAACGCGUCAGAUCGUUACCCGAAAUUGAUGGGUUAAGUAAAGAAACAGUUUUGACAUCUUGGAUGGCAAAAUUUGAUAUAAUAUUAAAAGGAAGUGGUGAGGAGGACACUAAACGCCCAUCGCGCAUGCAACAAUCACUCAAUAGCGAGUUAAUUUUAUCAAAAGAGCAGUUAUAUGAUAUGUUCCAACAAAUAUUAAGUGUGAAAAAGUUUGAACACCAAAUAUUAUUUAACGCAUUAAUGUUAGAUUCUGCGGAUGAGCAAGCGGCAGCAAUUAGGCGUGAAUUAGAUGGUCGAAUGCAAAGGGUUAGUGAAAUGGAAAAAAAUCGUAAACUCAUGCCUAAGUUUGUCUUAAAAGAAAUGGAGUCUCUUUACGUGGAAGAGCUUAAGUCAUCAAUUAAUUUACUUAUGGCUAAUUUGGAAUCUUUACCUGUUUCGAAGGGCACAAUGGAUAGUAAAUAUGGUUUACAAAAACUGAAACGAUAUAAUCAUAGCACACCAUCAUUUCUGUAAGUAAAAAACAACUUUUUCUAAAUUAAAAUAUUC
Molecule: messenger RNA, 1423 nt
Organism: Teleopsis dalmanni
Lineage: Eukaryota; Metazoa; Arthropoda; Insecta; Diptera; Diopsidae
Product: calcium-dependent secretion activator-like
Exons: 6
Coding region: 92-1390 (432 amino acids)
Biological process (GO): synaptic vesicle exocytosis; dense core granule exocytosis
Source: RefSeq, a predicted model, not a curated record